Molecule: messenger RNA, 2819 nt
Organism: Myzus persicae (green peach aphid)
Lineage: Eukaryota; Metazoa; Arthropoda; Insecta; Hemiptera; Aphididae
Product: protein CBFA2T3-like
Exons: 5
Biological process (GO): negative regulation of DNA-templated transcription
Cellular component (GO): nucleus
Molecular function (GO): transcription corepressor activity
Source: RefSeq, a predicted model, not a curated record
CUAAGCUGUAAGAGCCGUAGGACCAGCCUGACGUUAGACGUAUUACACGCAACAAAAAAUUAUCCAUACAAACUAUCAUCGUUGUUGCAGACGUUAUGCCAAUACCUGAAACAGCACGAGAACGCGUACUUGGACAGAGACUCGCAGGCCACGGAACCGUCGGAGAUCUUCCACCAAGUGGAGCGUGUCCCGGCGCCGUCGCCGAUGCCACGCGAGAACAACAACAACACCAACAUCAACAAUGGAAUCAACAACAACCACAGCAAUGCCAACAACAACAACAACAACAACGUCGGUGGAAACGGCCACAAGCGGCCGUACCCGUUGGCCGACGGUUACUACGAGACCGGUUACGCGGCCGACAUGGAGUACCAGCAGCCGUCCAUCAAGCGGCCGAACCUCGGUUACGCCAUGCCGUUCAUGUACCAUCACCCGCACCUUCAGCCGCAGGAACCGCCACCGCCGCCGCCACUGCCACCACUGCCGUCGCACCCGUACAACAUACUGCCACUGCUGCAAAUCCGCGAAGUGGAAGACCACAAGGGCCACGUGGAGGACGAAUGGAAGAACAUACAUGUGAUGUUGAACUGUAUACUGAGCAUGGUGGAAAAGACGAAAAAAGCGUUGGGUAUACUCCAGGAGCGUGGCAUGACCGAGACGAGUUUUCCGGACUGGAACCGAAAGAAAACGACCGAAGAAAUUCUGACGCAGACGAUACGGCACACGGAAGAGAAGAUCGAAAACAUCAAAAAGAAAGCUGAGGAUUCGAUGAACGAGAUACGGCACCAGGCCAUGAUAGAGUUGCAAAAGCUCGUGGUGGCCGCCGAAAACAAAAUGAUCGAACUGGUGGCCGCGGAAAGGACGAAAAUGAGCAGUAACUGCAGGAGCUCGGCGGGAGCGGCCAGUCUACAGAUAUCGCCGUCGUUGAUUUCGCAGUACAACAGCUGUUGGAACUGCGGCCGGAAGGCGAACGAGACGUGCAGCGGGUGCAACACGGCGCAGUAUUGCAGUUCGUUCUGUCAGCACAAGGACUGGGAGACGCACCACCAGACGUGCUGCGUGCACUCGGCCGCGGCGGCCACCGCGGCCACCGUCGACGCUGCCCCGUCACCCGGCAAGAAACAACAGCAGCAGCCGCCGCAGUCGUCAACCGCAGCCGCCGCCACCGCUGCUUCGUCGUCGUCGGGCGUCGCCGCUGCAGCAGACGAUCUGUCUGCAAACCGAGCGCAAUCGGCGGUGGCCGCCGCCGCCACGCCGUCGUUAUCGUCAUCGUCGCUUAAGGCAGACGAACAUGCGUCGCUGCAGCAGUCGCCGGUCGCCACUACGGUUGCAGUGGCUGCGGCUGCGGCGGCGACGACCACGACCACGGCCACGACGACCACGACCACUUCGACUGCCACGACGACCUCCACCUCGGCCGUCGGAUCGAAACAACAUCAACAACAACAAUAGCAACUCGGCGGCGGCGACGUGGACGACGACGGCGACGACGACUGCGACCCAGCCGCCGGACCCGCCUCCUCGCGUCGCCGUCACCGUCGCCGCCACCAUCACCGCCAAAACCUGCAUCGCAGACGAGUCGAAGCGGGUCUUCUGGCCUGCAGCACCACCGGCCUCGUACCGCGCGGGGAGUACUACCUGCAGUAGGGGUAGUAGAACCACGACCGGGGUUUAGAAACCAAUAACUAGGCAACGAACUUCGUGAGCAUCCGACACACGAUCGAACCAAACAAAUUACUUAAAAUGGCCAGAGUAUAAAAAAAAAAACGAUAUUAUGCUCUAUAUAAUAUGCAGCGCAACGUCGAUAACUCGAAGGGAUGAAAGUCGAAUUUUCGUCGACACAUGUCUUGGCCCCUGCAUUUCAAUAUGUACGUACCAUUUUUCGAGUUUUAUUUUUUUUCCCUUACCCAUUCGAGUUAUCGAGGUUUCACUGCGUACAGAAAAGCUCGGCCGAACAAAAGCUUUUUUUGAAGCCAUCUGUAUUGGUGUUUAACGACGUUGUAAUAAUACACCUCGAAUACUUAUUUUUUUUUUUUUAAAUCGAAAGUUUUUAAUGUACUUUAUCGUAUAAAUCAUAACUGUAUAUCAUUUUGUUUGUACUAAAAUUUAGUACAUCGCGUACAAAUACAAAGCGUAGGUAGUAUUACAUAUCUUGUAGGUAGGUAUCGUUUAUUCGUUUAUGGUUCUGUUGGCGUGACAGAGUACACAGGUACCAUAGCAUACAAAUAUUGUACAACGCGUACAACAGUCUAACAAUUCGUUUCGAAAAAUAUAAUAUGACCCUAUAUGUCUGUAUAUGCUCAGAAUUAUUGUAGAGCUUAGAAAUUAAGUGCUUGACACCUGUUAGAUGCAGAACACUUGCUGACUGCUGUACAAAAGCCGCAGGUUGGUAAUAAUUUGUAUUGCUUCUCGAAAUCAGACUUACCAAUAUUCCUUUCAGAAAAAAAACUUUGUGCCCCCAAGUCACCGCGUUAUUAUAUUAUAUUAUAAUAAUAUUGUAAGAUAACAUUUAAGACUUAGGCUCUACAACACAUUCAGUGUCAUUCACAUACACUUGCAGCAGCAUAUUGUGCCUGCACAUAUAUGUACAUACAUAUGGCCAUAUAAUAGGCAUAUUAUAAUAUAUAUGUUAUAGAAUAUUUAUCAUAUAUAUUAAUAUGUAUAUGAUAUAAUGUACACCUAAAUUCACUUUUACUUAAUAAUUAUGUAAGGAUAGUUCCAUUUUAUGUCUCGAAAUUAAGAUAUAGAAAUUUGUGUUAUUUUUAAUAUUAUUACUAUUAUUAUUAUUAUUAUUAUUAUUAUUAUUAUUAUUAUUAUUA